Lactuca sativa (garden lettuce) is the source of this 990-nucleotide messenger RNA. RefSeq names its product putative F-box/LRR-repeat protein At5g54820. Lineage: Eukaryota; Viridiplantae; Streptophyta; Magnoliopsida; Asterales; Asteraceae. Gene Ontology annotation, molecular function: protein binding. The record is from RefSeq and is a predicted model, not a curated record.
UUAGGGCCAAAAGGCCAAGCAAAGGGAAUUCUAGAAUCUACUCUCUACCUCUUGCUUGUGCUGCGCUGUCGUCAUUUUCUUCUUCGUCUAAGCUCCACAAUGAGGCAAAGGGCAGAUCGAGUGAAGGCGCUUUCUUCAUUUAACUAUUUUGUAUGUGAUGGAUACUUAUGAAUUGUUUGCGGUGGGUCGUCGAGGAUUAAAGUCAAAAGAUUUCAUCAACCAACUGCCGGAGGAGGUUCUUCUUUUGAUACUGUCACUUUUGUCACUCAAGGAUGCUGUGGUCACUGGCAGUCUCUCCAAAAGAUGGAAAUUCUUGUGGUGCAAGUUACACAAAUUGGAAUUCGAUGCUGGUGAAACAUUAAAUGAUAUCGUUACAGAUCGGAAGCUUCUUCGUGAAGCACGGUUUAAGUUUUUCAAACAGGUCAACGAUGUAAUCGAAAGUUACAACCAACCUGUAAUUCAACACAUCCGGAUUUGUUUUGAUUUGUUUGCAGGUAACGCAGAAGUUAUUGAUAAGUGGCUCCAAUUCGCAGCAGACAAGUUAGUUGAAAUGCUUGAAUUGGAUUUUAUGAAGCACGGUGUUAAGAUCCAUGAUUCUUUUUUUAAUUAUGAUUUCCCAUUCCGGUUAUCAGAUAGAAACAUAUAUAGAGCACCUUUUCGAAUUGCCAUCAUCAGCUGUUGCAGUUGUGGAGCUAAUUUCUCUGAAAAAGCUCGUCUUGAAGAGCGUUAACGUCAGUAAUGCAAUCUUAGAAAGAAACAUUAUAACCAUAAAACAAAGAGCUCUAAAAAAUAACUACCAGGUCUAGCAUUCAACAGUCUUUGAGGUUGUAUGCAAGCAGCAUUUCUCACUUAGGUUACUUGACGCGAAGUGGUUGAGAGUCUAUAUAUUCUAGUACUUUGGAUGCCUUAUUUACCUUUUUAAGAAGUGUUAGUUUAUUGAUCCACGGUAUGUAAUAAACAUUGUAACGGUUAAAUUACCAUUAAAUUAAC